AUGGCCUGCUGCCUUUCUGAGGAGGCAAGGGAGCAGAAACGCAUAAAUCAAGAGAUUGAAAAGCAGUUGCAACGUGAUAAACGUAAUGCUCGACGAGAACUCAAACUUCUUUUGCUCGGAAGCAUCCAAAAUCACUGUAUUAAGCAUCCAACUACUUGA
Messenger RNA from Thelazia callipaeda (thelaziosis nematode), 159 nucleotides. The record is from the annotation of a GenBank genome assembly. Lineage: Eukaryota; Metazoa; Nematoda; Chromadorea; Rhabditida; Thelaziidae.